AUGUUGAAUCAGCAAUUAAACUCAAACAAUAUUACAAACCAACAACAAGAAAAUUCAUCAAAUGUUAAUAUAUUCUUUGAUAUAAUCAGGAGAUUUAAUUCAUUUCUGGACUAUUCAUUUUCAUGGCCAAUGAGAAUAUUACAAAAUGUUGUGGAUAAUAUUUAUAGCUUAGCUGUUAAUCAUACAGCCACGUUUUCAUGUUUUACGUGUAUGGCUAUAACUACGACAGUGUCUGUUACAAGUAUUGCAGUUGGAGUUGGUGUUGGUACUGGUAUAGGUUGUUUACCAUCAGAUACUAUUAGUUCAAAUUCUACGAGUAGUUGA
Rotaria sordida is the source of this 324-nucleotide messenger RNA. The record is from the annotation of a GenBank genome assembly. Lineage: Eukaryota; Metazoa; Rotifera; Eurotatoria; Philodinida; Philodinidae.